CACUUCAGAGCCACCGUAGGAAGUACCUUGUGGAAGCGGGAAGAGGAAAAGAAAAUUAUUUUACACAAGCAUGACAAAAGACCAAGGGUGCAGCCUCAAAACAUUGUGGAGUUGGUUCCAGCAACAAUAGAAUCAAACGGUUCCGUAUCAUCCCCUGAUGAUGUUAUUGGUGCCAAAAUGGAGAAGCCAGACGGUGAAGCAUGUGCAUCUCACCCUGUUCCACAGAACAAAGCAGAGACUGCCUUGGCCUUGGAGGAGCCAGUGAAGAAAAAACGUGGGAGGAAACCACUGCCUCCAGAGCUGAGAGCAAAAAAGCUCUUAAAAACACCUUCUAAAGCUUUGCCCAGGCAACCCAAACCAGCCAUCAAAAAACCACUUCCAGGACGUUUAACCCGGAGCUCCAGAGAAAUUCUUGAUGUGCUCAGUGGACAAUCUAGCCGCAGCAGUGGCAAAGGGCAAGGUGUUCCCCAGGCAUCAGCAGGAUCUCCAAAUGUGCAACAGAAAACUAAGAAGGGUAAGGAGCUUCCUGUGGAACUCCGGGAUAAAAUUGUAGAAAGACAUAAGUCAGGAGACGGAUAUAAAAAAAUUUCUAAGUCACUGAACAUCUCUUCUAGCACAGUCAGAUCGAUCAUUCGGAAGUGGAAGGUGCAUCGUACCACUGAGACACUGCCUAGAUCAGGAUGUCCCUCCAAACUGAGUAACCAGGCAAGGAGCAGACUGGUAAGUGAAGCCACUGUGAGACCAACAGUGACUUUGAAAGAGCUAAAGAGUUCAAUUGCUGAGAUGGGAGAAAUUGUGAGUGAGUCAACGAUAUCCCGGUCACUCCACAAAGCUGGCCUGUAUUGCACAGUGGAAUUAGUUCCAGUAUCGACUGAAUCAAGCAGUUCUGUAUCAUCCCCUGAUGAUGAUAUUGGUGCCAAAAUGGUGAAGCCAGAUGGUGAAGCAUGUGCAUCUCACCUUGUUCCACAGAACAAAGCAGAGACUGUGGUGGCCUUGGAGGAGCCAGUGAAAAAAAAACGUGGGAGGAAACCACUGCCUCCAGAGCUGAGAGUGAAAAAGCUCUUAAAAACACCUUCUAAAGCUUUGCCCAGGCAACCCAAACCAUCCAUCAAAAAGCCUCUUCUUCCAGACAGCUUCACAGGCAUAACCCGCAGCUCCAGGAACCUCCUUGAUGUGCUCAGUGGACAGUCUAGCCGCAGCAGUGGCCAGGGUGCUCCCCAGGCAUCAGCAGGAUCUUCAAAUGAGCAAAAGAAAUCUAAGAAGAGUAAGGAGCUUCCUGUUGAACUCAAGGAUACAAUUGUACAAAGACAUAUAUCAGGAGAAGGAUAUAAAACAAUUUCAAAGUCACUGAACAUCUCUUCCAGUACCAUUGGAUCAAUCAUUCGGAAGUGGAAGGUGCAUUGUACCACUGAGACACUGCCUAGAUCAGGAUGUCCCUCCAAGCUGAGUAACCAGGCAAGGAACAGACUGGUAAGUGAAGCCACUGUGAGACCAACAGUGACUUUGAAAGAGCUAAAGAGUUCAAUUGCUGAGAUGGGAGAAAAUGUCAGCGAGUCAACAAUAUCCCGGUCACUCCACAAAGCUGGCCUGUAUUGCACAGUGGAUUUGGUUCCAUUAAAAACCGAAUCAAGCAUUUCCGUAUCAUCCCCUGAUGAUGAUGAUGAUAUCAGUGCCAAAAUGGUGAAGCUAGAUGGAAACACCUGUGCCUCUGAUACUGUUCUGCAGACAAAAGAACAGACUGCAGAGGCCAAGGAGGAGCCAGUGAAGAAAAAACGUGGGAGGAAACCACUGCCUCCAGAGCUGAGAGUGAAAAAGCUCUUAAAAACACCUUCUAAAGUUUUGCCCAGGCAACCCAAACCAUCCAUCAAAAAGCCUCUUCUUCCAGAGAGCUUCACAGGCAUAACCCGCAGCUCCAGGAACCUCCUUGAUGGGCCGAGUGGACAGUCUAGCAGCAGCAGUGGCCAGGGCCAAGGUGCUCCCCAUGCAUCAGCAGGAUCUCCAAAUGGGCAACAGAAAGCUAAGAAGGGUAAGGAGCUUCCUGUAGAACUCCGGGAUAAAAUUGUAGAAAGGCAUAAGUCAGGAGAAGGGUAUAAAAAAAUUUCAAAGUCACUGAACAUCUCUUCUAGCACAGUCAGAUCGAUCAUUUUGAAGUGGAAGGUGCAUCAUACCACUGAGACACUGCCUAGAUCAGGAUGUCCCUCCAAACUGAGUAAGCAGGCAAGGAGCAGACUGGUAAGUGAAGCCACUGUGAGACCAACAGUGACUUUGAAAGAGCUAAAGAGUUCAAUUGCUGAGAUGGGAGAAAAUGUCAGCGAAUCAACGAUAUCUCGGUCACUCCACAAAGCUGGCCUGUAUUGCAAAGUGGCAAAAAGGAAAGUGCAAAUCAAAGAAAGGUGUCUGAUGCAAAGCCAGCAGGAUGUGUCAUCCAGCCAACACCAUCCAUGCAGUGAAGUACUGUGGUGGGAGCAUUAUGUUAAGGAUAUUCUUCGCGAAAGUAACAAUGAAGCUUCCCAGGAAUGAAGGGGGAAAUGGAUGGCUUCUGACUGAUCAAUUAACUAAAAUGCAUGCAAUGUCAGCCAUUGUAGUCAGAAAAAGCAACUGAAUUGAAGGAAACAACAGUUGUAUGAUUGUGUAUGAAGCCUGGACCAAUGAGCAUUGUCAUUGUCUGGGUGAGUCAAAGAUUCAAAGGUUCAUAUUGUGUGUAAUGUUUCUUGUAUGCAACAUCCAACAAUAUGAAAUGGUGUGUUGCUCUUGAAAAUAAAUGUAAUGUAGAAUUGCAGCUUCAGCUAUAUAAGCCUGUUGUACAGAGUUUAUGUUUAUUUAAUAAUUUUCGAGUAUCAAUUUGUGCUAAUGUGGACAUGAUACCAUUAUAGUAUCAAUCAGUGUGGUACACACAUAAUUUUAACAUACACACAUCAUAAAAUCAUUCAUAUCCAGUGUUAUUUGCAGCCUAUCAAGCAAAAGAUGCAAAAGGCAAUAUGCAAAUAUUGUUGGUAUUGUUCGUAAAACAUCUACAAUUGGUAGCAGGCAAACAAAAAAAGAUAAACAGAAAACGGAUUUAAAAUGUCAUGUCCUGAGUGACACAAUUGUUUAAUUCCAUAGUGGAUGUUCUAUUGAAUCUCAUUAUGUGGCUACAUGCAUUAGCCAGAAUGUAGGUUAGUUUCAUAGUCUAAUUAUAGUGUGUUGCUACAAAAUCUACAAUAACAUGCAAUAGCCUGCUCCAAAAAGUACCAUGAAUUCACAAAUUGCUUAGUGAAUGCUUAGACGCAAUGGGCCUCGUGGAAGAACCACUCGUAUGAACAGAUUUGUUCUUAAAUCGAGUGAUUUAAGAGAACUUGGCACAUUCAGCCAUUUUUUCUUAUUUAAAUGUUUUUCUUGGGUAGGAACAACAUUUACAAGUGGUCCCAGUCCUCUCUUCUGAAUCAUGUAAUCAAGAGCCUUGCAGUGCAUGUCAGCGCAGCUUGCCUGGAAAACUUUCAAACUUUCAAACUGGGCAUUGCAGAUGAAAUAUGAAUUAAGAUUCAGCAACUGCAUUGUUUAUUUCUUGGCUCAAUGUAUUUUACUGGACUAAGAGAGAAAAGUUUAGCAACGGCCCGCCAUAUUAUGCUUUGCUAAUACAGAUGAACCACAGUCUACCCAAUCAGGUAUCAGUCAUCAGUAGUCCCUUGGCCAUCUAUCUGAUGGAACCCUCCUACAGUACCGCAUAUUCUGUAUUAUAAUGCGUUUGUUGAAUCCGAUAUGGCACACCUGUAUGAGCCCUUCUAAAAAAGUAAAAUAAAUGUAUGAAAAGAACACAAAAAUGUUCUUGCAUGAGGCCCAAUGUCCCACAGAUGUACCCAAAAACAAUGUCCCUGUCAUCCAGGAAAGUAGUAUACUGAACCAUUUAAUUCAAAAGCAGUUUGAUUAAUUGAAGGUGUUAUUAAGACUGAGGUUGAUGUUUUUGUAAUCUAUAGCCAUACCUUUGGUGCCAUUUCUCAUUUCUCUCAUGCAGUUUAUACCUGGCAUUAUUAACGGUUACUGCGCACUCCGAAGCUGUCUUGUUUACAUAAGGUGGUAUGUGUAUUUGAAAUACACAUGCGGGGAAAACGAUUGAAAACAAAAUAGUAAAAACGAGUGACGUUGUUUUCGGAGAAGUUCUACUUUUCAAAACUACCUUCUGAAGCUGUGUGGAUCAUUGAACUCAACCAGCGGAAGACGGAAGAGGAUACAGCAUGUGUUCAGCGAUUAUAAGUUAUAGUUCCAACCGUCUAACUUCUCUGAAAACAACGUAACUCGUUUUAAUUUUUUUUUCACACGUAUACAUUAAAACACGUGAUACCUCAUGUAAAUAAGACUGCUUCAGAGUUGCUGUAAGGUGUAUUUAUUCACUUUGAAGGAGGUAGGAAACUGCCUCCAAUAUGCUUCAAGUCUUUAUGCUAAGCUAACACGUUAUGCUAACAUGGAAAUUGAGCCAGUGAAUGCACAAAAAUGAAAAUGAAAUUGAACAUCUCAUCUAAGUUUGGGUAAGUCGGAUAAAAGGCAUGUUUAUGGUAGAAAAUGUGCAUCAGUUAACAAUUACAAGUACAACAGAAUCCUGGCCUGUAUGGUAGGGUUGCAAGUAGCCACUACUUGUUUUUCCCAAUUGAUAUCAAAGCUUGCCUAUAGUAUACAAGAAAGCAAGAGAGUGAUCCAUUCUAUUACAAUCACUUGGCUCCAGCAAUCCAGUGAUCUAGAAAUACAAUCACUUGGAUCCAGCUAACAUGUGAAUAAAGGUUUUGUGGUGAAAUGGCUAGACCUCCAAAGUGGUAUAUCUUGCACACAUAACACUGUACAUAACCCACUUUGCGCCAUCCCUAUAGUAAAGCACCGUGGUGGCAGUAUCAUGCUGUCCUUCUGCAGGCGUGAUGAAAAUGGACCCCUAAAAUUGGGGGGACUAUUUAUAAAAAGGGCUGUAAUUCCUACAAGGUUCACCCAAAACCCUGCACUUUAACCACAUAGUGAUUGUUUUAUUUCAACUGUUUGUUCGCUGGAGGACAGAGUGAAAACAACAAAGAAAUGUGCCGCUGUCCAAAUACUAAUGGACUGCACUGUACAUCCAUCCAUCCAUUAUCUUAACCCGUUUAUCCUUGCACUGUACAUUAAACUGAAAAUAUAUCUUUAACAAGGUUAGUUGUGACUCUUCAGGACUUGAUGAAAAUACUUACAAUUUACAAUUGUACCUGCAGAUGUCACUAUUGCUUCUGAAGUCAGAAAAAAAUCUACUUCUAGUUUUCCCUGAAGAGCCUGGAGUACCGUCUCUUGAAACAUUUUGGUUAAAUGCCAUUCUCAAAUUCACUAUAAACAGAUAUCAGAAAAUUAACUGUGAUACCAUGACAAUCAUGUAAAAUGUAACAUGACGUAGAAAAUGUCUGAGGUAUGGAAAUUGUUCAAUAAAACCAUUUUGCUCAGUAAAA
Conger conger (European conger) is the source of this 5432-nucleotide messenger RNA. RefSeq lists its product as uncharacterized. Gene Ontology annotation, biological process: negative regulation of transcription by RNA polymerase II; DNA integration; DNA transposition. Gene Ontology annotation, cellular component: heterochromatin; PRC1 complex. NCBI's taxonomy places the organism in Eukaryota, Metazoa, Chordata, Actinopteri, Anguilliformes, Congridae. Gene Ontology annotation, molecular function: DNA binding. Bases 178 to 2520 code for a protein of 780 amino acids. The transcript is spliced from 3 exons. The record is from RefSeq and is a predicted model, not a curated record.